GCUGCAGUCCCGCUCCGCUUCCCUGGAAGAGCCAGUGUUCCCACAGGCAGCCGCCCCCUCCCGCUCUCGCUCUUUCCCUCGGCUCUCCCUGCGCAGGUCAGUCCCGGCUCCGCGUUCCAAUAAAUUCGAGGAAGCAGCCCGGAGUAACACUACCAAGCCUGCGGAGAUCGCGCGGGGUGAGGAAAGGUUGGGAGGGGGCCUGAGUGAGCCUGAAAUUUAUCUCCCCCAAAUACCUACAGUCAGGCCUCUUCUUCUCAGCCUCUCAGCCCUAGCCACUAUGGGGGGGGGGUGUCAAAAAUGAGACGGGGGCACCCAACCAUUGGCCUUCAGGACUUAAGGUUACUUUGGCGGCGUGGCUCUUAGAAAUCUUGGAGUUUCGUGUCGGGGUACUACGGUGGGUGGGGUCCGCGGCAGGCGGGCAGCCUGAGGACUGCAGUCUACAUGCCCCGGAGGGACUAUCCCAGCGGCGGGGGAAAAAAUCUCCCGUGUUAGACGUCGCCAACUGCCUGUCUCGGAUACUUGGAGCCGCUCGUAAGUCCGCGGCCCCAACGGACCGGAAUCACCAGAGGUGGAAGGAUGUAUCUCUCUCCGACACCCAGAGGAGCGAGGCGCACAUCCCAGUCCAGCCCACCCUUCUCAUCGCCCUGGGCGCACCUGCGCACUUUACUCUCACUAUUCAUUUUCCUGACACUGAGCGCCUCUUUCUCUUUCAUUCUUUUUCUUAGAGCCCCCGCCUCUCAUCCCAGGAGGCUGCUCCUCUUUCCCCCUCCUCCAGUUCCCCCUAGGUCUCUUCCUUCGCUCCCUCUCUCUCCCUCUCUUUUUCCCUUCAAGUCGCACCCGCCUUGUAAUCAGCAACAAAAGCUGACAUAAAUCACCGGUGGAUUGACAAGAGCUGACAAAUAACUGAUUGAUUGCGGUCGAGGAACAUUGACAAUUGAUGGAGGGGUGGAGAUGCCCGAAGAACUGGGGGAGGUGCGGAGAAGAGACGGUGGCAAGGGAGAGUAAGAAUGAGGUGGGGGGCCGAGUGUGAAACAGAGGAAACAUGUGACCCCCGCUUCUGCCCCAAUCUGCUCAUCCCCAGGCGUCACGUGGCCGGGAAGGGCGGGGAGCUUAGCAAACUGCGCGGAGACAGGCCUCCACCACCUCCGCUGCCCAUCUAGCUUCUGGUUUCUCCACCGCCGAAUCUCGGGAAAUCAAAGCGGGCGGGCAGACUUCCUCCAACACCCGUUCCCCACCUCUCCUUACACAGGCGGCUGCAACGCAAGAGAUUUCAAUUACUGAGGAGGAUGAGAGAAUAUUUGGUGUGCAGGCCCCCUGUACAGCCCUGGAGUUGACAGUCCGGCUGUUGUCCGGACUCCCGCUGGUGCUCCUUCUGGACACCCCCAAUCUGUUCCUCACAGGCACCCUCCUGCAAAAGGUUUCAGUUUAUACUCGAGCUGGGGAAAAGGAAGGACGACGAGGAAGAAAAAAGACGGAGGCGGCAGAUAGCAAACGUAGAAUAAAUGUCCAGCUCGUCCUCCGAGCGAAAUCAAGGGAGGGGACACGGAGAGGGGAGCGGCGAAAAGGGAGCUGCCCAUUAAAACCAGCGCUGAGUCCUGGCGGCGGCGGCGGCGGCGGCGCGGGACGCGUCACAUCCCCUUGACCCUCCAAUCACCUCGGGCUCCCAUUUGAUUGGAAGGCGGCAAAGGCUUUAAUCUCCCCCUCGGUGCAGCUGCUUUUGAAGUGAGUUUCCUCGCCAGAGCCCCGGCUGGACAGGCAGCGGCUCACAUCGCAGAGCGCAGCGCCAGCGCCGGUCCGCCAGUGCGCAGCGCAGGGGCACAGCCCGAGGCGGACACGGCGAGCCACUCGGCACUCCCGCAGUCGGACCGGCUCGUCCUGCUAGGCCACGGCUCCGCUGCGGGCCACCCAGGAUUAUUCGCUUCUGGCUCCCGGCGCCGAGAAGGCGCGCUGGGCGCCCGUGGCCGCCGCGCCAGCUCCUCCUCCUCCUGCUGGUCCCGCUCCCCGGGCUAGCGCGCAGCCCCGAGCCCGCCCCGCGCCUCCUGGAGCCCUCCCCCCGCUGCUCCCAUGCGCGCGGGUGGGUCAUGAGCACAGCGCCCUCGCUUUCUGCCCUAAGAAGCAGUAAGCACAGCGGCGGCGGCGGCGGUGGCAGUGCGGACCCUGCCUGGACCAGCGCGCUCUCUGGAAAUAGCUCCGGCCCCGGCCCAGGCUCGUCCCCGGCCGGCAGCACCAAGCCUUUUGUGCACGCCGUGCCCCCCUCUGAUCCUCUCCGCCAGGCUAACCGCCUGCCCAUCAAGGUGCUGAAGAUGCUGACCGCACGGACUGGCCACAUUUUGCACCCCGAGUACCUGCAGCCCCUGCCUUCCACUCCCGUCAGCCCCAUAGAGCUUGAUGCCAAGAAGAGCCCGCUGGCGCUGUUGGCCCAAACAUGCUCGCAGAUCGGGAAGCCCGACCCCUCGCCCUCGUCCAAACUCUCCUCGGUCGCCACCAACGGCGGCGCGGGCGGUGCCGGCGGCGGCGCCGGGGGCGACAAGGACGCAAAGUCGGGCCCUCUCAAGCUGAGCGACAUCGGUGUGGAGGACAAGUCGAGCUUCAAACCAUACUCCAAACCCGGCUCGGAUAAGAAGGAGACGGGAGGCGGCGGCGGCGGCGGGGGCGGCGGGGGCGGUGGCGGGGGGGUUUCGGCGGAGAAGUCCGGAUUCCGGGUACCGAGCGCCACCUGCCAGCCAUUCACUCCCAGGACAGGCAGCCCAAGCUCCAGCGCCUCGGCCUGCUCGCCAGGAGGCAUGCUGCCUUCGGCCGGGGGCGGCCCGGAGGGCAAGGACGACAAGAAGGAUCCCGAGGCGGGCGGCGGCGGCAGCAAGGGCUCUGGGGGCGCCUCGGCCGAAGGGGGACCCACUGGGCUGGCGCACGGCCGGAUUAGCUGUGGCGGCGGAAUUAAUGUGGACGUGAACCAGCACCCAGAUGGGGGCCCCGGGGGCAAGGCUCUAGGUUCGGACUGCGGAGGCUCUUCGGGCUCCAGCUCGGGCUCAGGUCCCAGCGCGCCCACCUCCUCCUCGGUGUUGGGCUCUGGGCUGGUGGCGCCCGUAUCGCCCUACAAGCCAGGCCAGACAGUGUUCCCUCUGCCUCCCGCGGGCAUGACCUACCCAGGCAGCCUGGCUGGGGCCUACGCCGGCUACCCGCCCCAGUUUCUGCCACACGGCGUGGCGCUGGAUCCCACCAAGCCUGGCAGCCUGGUGGGGGCGCAGCUGGCGGCGGCUGCGGCGGGCUCUCUGGGCUGCAGUAAGCCCGCCGGCUCGAGCCCCUUGGCGGGGGCGUCGCCGCCAUCCGUGAUGACAGCCAGUUUGUGCCGGGACCCGUACUGCCUCAGCUACCACUGCGCCAGCCACCUGGCUGGGGCGGCGGCAGCCAGCGCGUCGUGCGCUCAUGAUCCAGCCGCGGCGGCCGCCGCUCUCAAGUCCGGAUACCCGCUGGUGUACCCCACGCACCCGCUGCACGGUGUGCACUCAUCGCUAACCGCUGCCGCCGCUGCCGGCGCCACACCGCCCUCUCUGGCCGGCCACCCCCUCUACCCCUACGGCUUCAUGCUCCCUAACGACCCACUCCCCCACAUCUGCAACUGGGUGUCGGCCAACGGGCCGUGCGACAAGCGUUUCGCUACUUCCGAAGAGCUGCUGAGCCACUUGAGGACCCAUACGGCCUUCCCCGGGACAGACAAACUGCUGUCGGGCUACCCUAGCUCUUCUUCUCUGGCCAGCGCCGCAGCAGCCGCCAUGGCUUGCCACAUGCACAUCCCCACAUCCGGCGCUCCGGGCAGCCCCGGGACGCUGGCGCUGCGCAGCCCCCACCACGCGCUGGGACUCAGCAGCCGCUACCAUCCCUACUCCAAGAGCCCACUCCCCACGCCCGGCGCUCCCGUGCCCGUGCCCGCCGCCACCGGACCCUACUACUCCCCCUACGCCCUCUACGGACAGAGACUGACCACGGCCUCUGCGCUGGGGUACCAGUGAGGGCGGGCGGAAGGGCUAUCGAGGGAGAGAAAAGAACUGGGGUGUGAGGAGGAGCCGAAGGAGGGGUGGGAACAGGGCAGAGGCUACUGUCACCCGCUAGUGGGAAUGACCCGGGCCAGGAAAGGAAAAAAAUAUAUACCGUAUCUAUCUACCCAAAACAGCGACUGAGACCCGGUGGGAAACUCCCCUUUCCCCCACCUCUCAUCUCCCCACCCAAACUUUAUAAAAGCUGAAAAGAUAUCAUUUGACUUUUUAUAGAAAAAGAAGGAAAAAAUAAUUAAAGUGUUCAUCUGAGGACUGCAUCGGUGGACACUGGUAUUUAUUUAUGUUAGCUCCAAGCGGACCCGUGGUUCAAAAGUGCAUUAUUUAGUUUGAGCUCCGUAGUAAAAAGGAAGAGGGGGAAAAAUUAAAACUUGAGGGUAAAAAUGUGGAAAACAAACCCUCCCGUCCCUUGUAGAUUAUAAAUAAAUACAAAACCGCCACAGAACUAGAGGUCUUCUGUUUAAUGUUACUUUAAAAUUGCUAUGAUUGUAUUGUAAGUUCUUAUUUAAUGUCUGAUUGAAACACAAAUUUACAUGCAUGUUUGUUACAAAAAAUGAAAAGAAACAAAGCAAGUCACAAUUUGUCAGUUCUGAUUUCAAAUUGCAAUUAUUUUUAAGGUGUAUACCAUCGAAAGAGAAUGGGUAUUUUUUUGUAUGUAUUCUGGAAGAAAACAAAAAAAAAAAGGAAAAACAAUUCUAUUCCAAAACCUCAUUUGCCUUAUUUUGUUCUUUAAAAGGAACACUUAACUAUUUUUAAUUUUUAAGUCCACCCGCUGAGAAGGGGACAAGUAAGGUUUACGUCAUGUACUAAAAUAAUAGACAAUGUAUCGCUUUAAAGAUUAAAAUUCCGUAUAUUUGAUGUAUUAAAAGGUUUUACUUCUUA
This is a messenger RNA of Camelus dromedarius (Arabian camel), 4931 nucleotides long. RefSeq names its product zinc finger protein 503 (gene ZNF503). Gene Ontology annotation, biological process: negative regulation of DNA-templated transcription. The transcript is spliced from 2 exons. Gene Ontology annotation, cellular component: nucleus. NCBI's taxonomy places the organism in Eukaryota, Metazoa, Chordata, Mammalia, Artiodactyla, Camelidae. The record is from RefSeq and is a predicted model, not a curated record. The coding region runs from base 2082 to 4007 and encodes 641 amino acids.